Alligator sinensis (Chinese alligator) is the source of this 3095-nucleotide messenger RNA. It is a transcript of the gene TM9SF2, whose product is annotated as transmembrane 9 superfamily member 2. The transcript has 17 exons. Gene Ontology annotation, biological process: protein localization to membrane. Bases 1 to 1827 code for a protein of 608 amino acids. Gene Ontology annotation, cellular component: membrane. The record is from RefSeq and is a predicted model, not a curated record. Lineage: Eukaryota; Metazoa; Chordata; Crocodylia; Alligatoridae.
AUGGAGGCUGAGAUAGAGCUGUUUGUCAACAGGCUUGACUCAGUGGAAUCUGUUCUUCCCUAUGAAUAUGCUGCGUUUGAUUUUUGCCAAAAUCCAGAAGAAAAACGUCCAUCUGAAAACCUUGGUCAAGUAUUGUUUGGAGAGAGGAUAGAACCAUCACCUUAUAAGUUCUUAUUUAAUAAAGAAGAGACCUGCAAGACAGUUUGUACAAGGACAUAUGACACACAAAAACCAGAUCAAAAACAAAAAUUAAACUUCUUGAAGAAAAGCAUGCUACUGAAUUACCAACAUCAUUGGAUUGUUGACAACAUGCCUGUAACAUGGUGCUAUGAUGUUGAAGAAGGUCAGAGGUUCUGCAAUCCUGGGUUUCCUAUUGGCUGUUAUAUUACAAAAGACGGCCAUCAAAAAGACGCCUGUGUCAUUAAUUCAGAAUUUCAUGAGAGAGAUACCUUUUAUAUUUUCAAUCAUGUCGACAUUAAAAUAUUCUACCAUGUUGUAGAAAAUGGAGCAACGGGAGCAAGACUAGUAGCUGCUAAGCUUGAACCAAAAAGCUACAAGCAUACAAAUCCAGAAAACCCUGACUGCUCGGGUGUGCCUAUGGAUAUAAAUAACCAGGCUAGUGGGGAGAUCAAAAUUGUUUAUACGUACUCUGUUACCUUUCAGGAAGAAAAAGACAUAAGAUGGGCGUCCAGAUGGGAUUAUAUUUUGGAAUCCAUGCCACAUACACAUAUUCAGUGGUUUAGCAUCAUGAAUUCCCUUGUGAUUGUCCUUUUCUUAUCUGGAAUGGUAGCUAUGAUCAUGUUGAGGACACUACAUAAAGACAUUGCAAGAUAUAAUCAGAUGGAUUCUACUGAAGAUGCCCAGGAGGAGUUUGGCUGGAAACUGGUUCAUGGUGACAUAUUCAGGCCUCCCAGAAAAGGAAUGCUGCUGUCUGUUUUUCUAGGAUCUGGCACACAGAUCUUAAUUAUGACAUUUGUUACUCUAUUUUUUGCUUGCCUCGGAUUUCUGUCUCCUGCUAACCGAGGAGCGCUUAUGACCUGUGCUGUAGUCCUGUGGGUGUUGCUUGGAACUCCAGCGGGUUAUGUUGCUGCCAGAUUCUACAAAUCGUUUGGUGGUGAGAAGUGGAAAACAAAUGUCCUGUUAACAUCAUUCCUUUGUCCUGGAAUUGUAUUUGCGGAUUUCUUCAUCAUGAACCUAAUUCUUUGGGGAGAAGGCUCUUCAGCAGCUAUUCCAUUUGGUACUUUGGUUGCUAUUUUGGCACUUUGGUUUUGCAUAUCUGUGCCAUUGACAUUUAUUGGCGCCUACUUUGGUUUUAAGAAAAAUGCCAUUGAACACCCAGUUCGCACUAAUCAAAUUCCUCGUCAGAUUCCUGAGCAGUCAUUCUACACAAAACCAUUACCUGGUAUUAUUAUGGGAGGUAUUUUGCCUUUUGGGUGCAUCUUUAUACAACUUUUCUUCAUUCUAAAUAGUAUCUGGUCUCAUCAGAUGUACUAUAUGUUUGGCUUCUUAUUUCUGGUGUUUAUUAUUUUGGUUAUUACAUGUUCUGAAGCCACAAUAUUGCUCUGCUAUUUUCAUCUGUGUGCAGAGGAUUAUCACUGGCAAUGGCGUUCAUUCCUUACUAGUGGCUUCACAGCAGUUUAUUUUCUUAUAUAUGCAAUCCACUAUUUCUUUUCUAAACUACAAAUCACAGGAACAGCAAGCACUAUUUUGUACUUUGGUUACACCAUGAUAAUGGUUUUGAUCUUCUUCCUCUUCACAGGGACAAUUGGAUUCUUUGCCUGCUUUUGGUUUGUGACCAAAAUAUACAGUGUGGUGAAAGUUGAUUGAAGAAACAUUGUAAAAAGUUAACACAGGAGAGAUUUAACUUUAAUCAACAUAAUUUAAAGACCUGUUCUGGUGAUGAACUUAAGCUUUAUCAGAAGUAUUAGCUUUCCUGUUCUUUGAGAAAUUAUACUGAAUGCCACAGGCUCUCCAAAACCAUUUUUUAAACUAAAGCAUUUGUUUGUGAUUUUAAUGAUCUCUUUUCAUUCAGAUCUUUGUGGAGAUCACAGUUAAAUAUUGUAUGCAUUUGUAAAUAUAACUACUGGAAUAAAAACUUUAAAUUUUAAUGACAGAUUAGAAGUGGCUGUAUUACACAACAUAAAGAUACUUCUGAAUAAAGUGUGAUUGUAAAUAAGAUUUUCUAGAUUGGUAGGUGGGAUGAAUUAUUUUUCUUUGAAGGGAAUAAGAACUUUUUAUGCUAAUUUGGAAAGGUGACUCAAGGUAUACUGCUUUUAGUUUGGAUGUGAUUUUUUUUAUUUUUUUAUUUUUUAUUUUAUUUUAUUUUUUUUUUGGCACUGUUAUGAUGUCCAUAAAUAUUCCAAUUUCUGUGACUUAGUUUGAGUGUUCUUGGCCUUUUAAACUAUGUGCCUCUAAGUCCUUGAAUUUAUACAUUCAUAAUCUUAAUAAAUAUUGUAAAAAUGUCUUCAGUGGAUCAUUACAUAUUAUAAAUAAGUUCAUAAUGUUCUGUAAAUACAAAUAUAUUGACAAGGGGUGUUUAAAAUUAUGUAGAGUAUUUUAUUGAGGUUUACUGUGUUUGUUAAUGUAUAUUGGCACUCCUUUUGAUCUGGGAGAAACUCAGUUGUCUGUGCUACAUGACUGUAAUGCUAAAAUGUGAUUGUGGUGCAUGAAAAUGAAAUCAUACACGUACUACCUAAGCACACUACAGCAUUAAUCCAGCCCUUAAUCCCAGACAUCUUUUUCUUUAAGACUGUUAUCAUAAAAGCAUUUAUAUGUUGAGAAGAUCUUAAUAGGUCAGCAUUCAUUGCUGACUUUGUUUUUAAUGGAUCUUAAUGAUACAUACUUUGUAACACAACCAUUGUUUGUUCUACAUAAUGUAGGUAAAAAUUAAAGACAGCCACUAUUUUGCCUUGUAUUAAAAGAAACUAAUAUCAGUUCCUGGUGACUGAAAUUUUAAUGUGGAAUAUUAUUUUAAUAGAAAUAAUUGAAUGUUUAUAUUUCAUUCAGUAAUUUAGGUCCGUAAUGUUGUUCAUCUGUUUGCAAGGGCUACGUUCCCCAUCAGUCUGAUUAAAGUUUUAUUAAACUUAUGCUGCAUG